AUGUCGUCGUAUCUCCCCAAUCUAGUGCUGAUUCAAUACGUGUUAUGUCUUUUGAUCGCCAAUGUUGGCCUUCUGAUGCUGGCUCGAGUACUAUGGGCAGUGUUCGUACGGAAGUCAGAAACCCGACUGAAUCUGCACCUAACUUUACAUUGUGCUGGCUGGAUGCUGUUCAUGGUAUCUUCUCUACCACUGGUCAUGUACACGUUGUCGUUUUGGAAAGGGCGUGCUACAUUGUACCACAGUAAUUGGAUGUUUUGGACAGGGGUGUUCAACAUGUGCACGUCAAGUGUUAUAUCAGUUAUGCUGUUCUUUGUAUUGUUGGAUCGAUGUUUACAAGCCGGCUUUCCCGAGUCCUACAAUUACAAGUACAAGAAUGGUGGGCUUACUGUGUGUAUCAUAUGUACGAUUGUUGCUUGGUGCAUUGUGUUCUUCAUCAUGUUGUCGGAAGGACCGUUUCCCAAAAUGACGCGUAAGUAGAGAUAAUACUGUGUGAUUAGGCCACUUUAAGAAAAUUAGAUUAUAAAGCAUAUAUAGUUAGUGGCAUGCCAUACGCAAAACAAUAUCUUGCCUAAACCAUUAUACUACUUGUUACAAUGUAUUACUUAAACAAUUACAUUACCUAUUACAAUAUGUUACCAGACCAACGCGGGCCCUACGGGCCCGCUAUGGUCUGUGCAUUUUUGUUGUAUUUCAUUUUUAUACAAUAUUUAUGAAUUUUUAUAAAGUAAAUUAUGUUAUAAUAAAAUAAAACGUUAGAAUUUGUUGAAAAAAGCACCGGCCUGCGGCCGUCGCGCGUCCUUUAAAUUCCAACUUUAAAAUCGACUUUAUUUUGAAUCAAUCUAAUAAUCUGCUAUUUCAAUGCAGUAUGAAAUCUGAAAUUAUUUUGGGUAUGAUACACUUUGAUUUAUUUUGUUUUUUAAAUUGUUACCUUUAGCACCCGUUUGUAAAAAAAAUUAUAAACCCGGUAAUUUUUUGAAUUUACCUUACCCUUAUCAAUAUCUGUAUUCAUACCCGUACCCAUAUUUAUCUAAAUUUUUAUAUAUACUAAAAAAAAGACAAACUUACUGUAAUGUCAGUUUUACUGUUUAGAUUGCCUAUCAUUCGGCUGUAUGUUAACGAACGAAGGUGGACGAGCCCAGUUUCUAGUCCGGAUUAUCUUCGGAUUUAUGAACUUGGCGUGCUUACUCGCCUUUAUGCUAUUGGUGGUACGCAGCGACCAAAAAAGGGGACAGCAGUAUGCUGGUGCCGAAAUCGUAUGUACUUAUUAGGGUCGCAAGUUGCAAGUUAAAAAUACAAAAACGUGUUCUCAAAACAGUGUUAAAAGUUACUGAGUAAUAUAUAUAACACCGUCAUAUCAAGUGUUAAGCUGUAAACAUUUUAGACAAACGUGUUGACCCGAAACCUGGUAAUUGCGGACCUUUGCACCAACUUUAUCUUAUCGGUAAUAACCUUCUCAGUUGACCAAUGGACUACAAUUGAACUCUCAGACUAUCUGGGAGCGUUUGUAAUGUCAAUAUCCAGCGCUGACGGCCUUAUCACCGCAAUUGUUUACACCAGAACUCUAUCAAUGUAAGUUUUACCCUUAUACAUAAUAGGUUGAACCAAAAGUAACGGAACACUUUGUAAUUGAAAAAUAAACGAAUAGUGUCCCGCUACUUUUGGUUCAACCUAAUACUAAAGGGGUUUUACUGUAAUAACAACAAAGUAUAAAACCGUUAUCGCUCAUUAAAAAAAGCACAAGGCACUAACAUCUCAUAUACAAGUCUAAAUAAACAUUAUUUCAGGACUGGCGGUCUAAGAGACAAAAUCAAAUCGGUGGUUAACAGUACUCGUGAUGAACUGUUCUAA
Messenger RNA from Bursaphelenchus okinawaensis, 1848 nucleotides. NCBI's taxonomy places the organism in Eukaryota, Metazoa, Nematoda, Chromadorea, Rhabditida, Aphelenchoididae. The record is from the annotation of a GenBank genome assembly.